This is a messenger RNA of Ficedula albicollis (Collared flycatcher), 1701 nucleotides long. RefSeq names its product serpin family E member 3 (gene SERPINE3). The record is from RefSeq and is a predicted model, not a curated record. Gene Ontology annotation, molecular function: serine-type endopeptidase inhibitor activity. The coding region runs from base 1 to 1476 and encodes 491 amino acids. Gene Ontology annotation, biological process: negative regulation of endopeptidase activity. The transcript is spliced from 11 exons. NCBI's taxonomy places the organism in Eukaryota, Metazoa, Chordata, Aves, Passeriformes, Muscicapidae.
AUGGCCGUGGGCACGGCCAGGCCAGGCCCGGCGGCAGCAGCGACCCGAUCCCAGGCGGGGCCGGCGGUGCCCGAGCCGCGUCCGGGAUCUCUCUCAGCUGCAGGAUCUGGGGACAGGAUCCCCCGGGGACCCGAAGGGCUCUGCCGGGCGCUCGCCCUGCUCUUGGGAUGGAGCCGAGCAUCCGCUGUGAAGGAGCCCCCGAGCACGGCACGAUUUUUCACAGCAGACAUUGCAGAGCAUGUGAUGCCAUCUGUCAGUGCUGAGCAGCAGGGGAUGCUUCAGCAUCCCUUUCCCACCACCAUGGUCACACAGGGGGACACUGAGGGGCUGUGCAGGAUCUGCAUCUCCUAUGAUGAGCUGAAAGAGCUGAAGACUGAAUUUGCCAUCAGUCUCUACCAGCAUGUGUCUGAAGCAGAGAACAGGACCAAUCUGGUAGUCUCUCCAGCAAGUGUGGCUGUUUCUUUGGAGCUGCUGCAGUUUGGAGCUCAAGGAAAUACUUUAACAGAGCUGCAAGAUGCCCUAGGAUACAGCAUUCAUGACCAAAGCGUGCAGGAUUUCAUGCACACGGAGGAUGAAGCAGUGACUGACUCCAGCCAAGGCACGGUGGUCCAGCUGGGAUGUUCCCUCUUUGUGGACGUGGGCGUGCAGCUCGCGCCCGACUUCGCCGAGCGCGCCUCGCGCUGGGCCAACAGCAGCCUGCUGCAAACCAACCUCAGUGACCCCAACACCACCCACGCACAGGAAUGGAGCACCACCCACCUUGCAGAUGGGGAUGUGCAUGGGAUGACAUUGGAAAGCGCUGGGUCCUCGCUCAGCCAGGUCACCCUGGUGAGCACCCUGUACUUCAGAAGCAUGUGGCAAAAAAAGUUUUCCUUUAUGGAUUCCCAGAUGUUGCCUUUUACCACUCCAGAGGGCUUGACCCUGAAAGUGCCUACCAUGCACCACACAGCUGAAGUUAACUAUGGCCAGUUCCAGACUGCAGCUCUGGAGGCUUUCAGCGUGGUUGAGUUACCCUACCUGGGGGAGAAACUCAGCAUGUUCCUAGUGCUUCCCAGCCACAAAAGAACACCUUUGUCCCAGAUUGAGUCUCACCUUUCUGCCAAAACCAUAACCCUCUGGGCCAACAGCUUGAAGAGAACAAAGAUGGACAUUUUUCUGCCUAGGUUCAGUAUUCAAAGCCUUUUUGACCUAAAGACAGUUCUUUCUGCCUUGGGAAUUAGAGAUGCAUUUGAUCCCAUCACUGCUAAUUUUAAAGGCAUUUCAGAGCAAGACAGUCUUUAUAUUUCAGAAGCUAUUCACAAAGCAGAGAUUGAAGUAACUGAAGAUGGUACAAAGGCAUCAGGAGCUACAGCAAUGGUCUUACUAAAAAGAUCUCGAACACCUAUUUUCAAAGCAGAUCGACCUUUCACAUUUUUCCUGAGACAAGCUAAUACAGGUUCCAUACUUUUUAUAGGAAGACUAACAAAUCCUUCAUAAUAAGCAUUAAAUGCAUACCCUGACUUCUGUUCCUCCUAUGAUGCUUUCCUCCAAUGAAAUUAAAGGCUACACUACAUACAUUUAUUAAAAUAGUUUUAAGCCUACCACUUUUCCAAGAAUAAACAAGAGCAAAAGCUCUCCACUACAUUACAUUGUAGACAUUGCUGAAAUGUAGAGCUGUCUAGGAAUCAUCAGCACCACAACUAGAGCAAAAACAGUAUCCAA